AUGCGGGGCCCCAGAAGGCGCAUCGGCAGCAUGGCCCGGAAGCUCCGCGAGGGCCCGAAGAAGGUGGUCGGCACCAUGCGGGAAAGGCAGCAGGUGCUCCAGCAGGAGUACCAGAGGCAGGUGCUGGAGCUGAAGGGCCGUCUCGACCAGGGCCUGUCGAGGGCGCGGUCAUCCAGGGCCAGGCAGCUGCGCCACAUGGUCUGCUUCGUCUGCUCCAUGGCCGACGUGGUGGUCACGUCGAUCUGGCUGGGUGCGUCGCCGUGGACACUCCACUGGUACUACACGAUCAAGCUGUCGGGGCUCAUCGUUGGCCGGGCCGUGUGGUACCGCUGGCACGGCUGGCACUAUUUCUUGUAUGAUCUGUGCUAUUUUAGCAACCUCGUUCUGCUGGUCUACAUCUGGGUCCUGCCGAACAGCGAGGUGCUCUUCGAGGCGGCGUACGGGCUGAGCGGCGUCCUGAUGGUCUCCAUCCCCGUGUUCCGAAACUCAUUCGUGCCGCACUCCCUGGACCGCAUCACAUCGUUGCACAUUCACUUGGGCCCGGCGCUGCAGCUUUAUGUCCUCCGCUGGUACUCGAACGGGCGCCCAGUAUGGUGGUCGGAGACAUGCCCCAGCGGAGGACUGCCCGCGGAAGAGGUGCGGAGCUGGUUCGGCCUGGCGGGCGCACCCUGCGUUUUCAGGAUACCCGACGCGUACUCCGUGCUCCCCAGCCUGUGCGUGUACGCGGUGUUCAUCGUGGGCUAUUGCGUCAACCAGUUCUUCUGGAAUCGCAAGACGAUCGAUAGAAGGGGUUACGCCACUCUCUAUCAUCACAUGGCCUACGACAUGGGCAUCAUCAACAGGCUGCCCACCAGGCUGCGGGGGCCGUGCGCCAGCCGCUGCGUCUUCGUGGUGGGCCACUUCCUGCUUUUCUGCGCCGGGCUGCCAGUCGUCCACGCCCCUUGUCUGCUCCACACGGCUCUGCUGUGCGUCGUGACGGCGUGGGCCCUCUGGAACGGGGCCUCCUUCUACAUCACGUACUUCUGGAGGGUGUACGAGGAGCAGAUCCACGCCUUCGAGAGGCAGAUGGCGGAGGCGGCCUCCAAGUCAGCGCACCCGGACGUCCAGGAGGCGCCCCUCACCCCGCGCGGCGGCCGCUGCACGGACACCUCCACGGAGCCGCCGAAGACCAGCGAGGACCCCACCAGCCCGACAGACGCCGACGACGAGGGCACCGACGCAGGCCCUCAGCCCGACGGCCCCGACAAGACUGCCUGA
Prorocentrum cordatum is the source of this 1257-nucleotide messenger RNA. The record is from the annotation of a GenBank genome assembly. Lineage: Eukaryota; Dinophyceae; Prorocentrales; Prorocentraceae.